Apiotrichum porosum is the source of this 1347-nucleotide messenger RNA. RefSeq lists its product as uncharacterized. NCBI's taxonomy places the organism in Eukaryota, Fungi, Basidiomycota, Tremellomycetes, Trichosporonales, Trichosporonaceae. The record is from RefSeq and is a predicted model, not a curated record. The transcript is spliced from 6 exons. Bases 1 to 1347 code for a protein of 448 amino acids.
AUGGACACCGACAAGGCGGGCACCGACCUCAAACGUGGCAAGCUCAAGCGCCUCCAAGACGCCGUGCAGCUCCCCCCCGACGCAUUUGCCUUUGCCCUCCGCAACCCUGGCAACCACAACUCGCCCCUGCGCCGUUGGGCAGGCAUUGUCCUCGAUGUCGACACCAAGGAUGGAAAACUACUCGACGAGAUGCUCGACAAGUGCGGCAUUAGCCAGUUGACCAGUGUUGAGCGUGGCGAGAGUGAGCUCCUUGCUACGUGCAAGCAGCUCAAUUCCCAGCGCAUAAAGAUCCAUCUGGGCCAGACCACUCGCUCUUCUGCCGCGAUCAAGUUCGGCCAGAGUCUCAACCUCUUGCGCUCCCUCGUAGACGAUGACCGCGGGCACCAGACAGAGACAAGUGACAAGGCAUUCUUCCUCCUUCUCAACGGUGCGCCCGCCGAGGAGGUCGCGAUGGAGUGGGGCCGCAGUGCAGAAGAGGCCGAGGCCGCAGGUGACCUUUGUCGCUGGGUGCUGGGUUCCCAGCUUGGAUUCCUCAACGUUGGCAGUUCGCUCGCCAUGCUCGCUCAGGAGCCGGGAAUGAUAAAGAGAGGUCGUGACGACACCCUGCAGUUGAAGAUGCGGCACAAUCUCUUCUGCACCUUCUUCACCACCAAAGCCUUGCUCGACGGCCACAUCACCAUUGCCUUCAACUGUGUCCGCGCUGUCGCCCACGGCGACGGAGAGGCGUUCGAUAGGCGAGAGCGAGAUGCUGUAUGUGUACAGACCGGGUUCGAGGCUGCCGUGAAGGAGUUCAACACAGACGUUGCCACCGCAGCCCGCGCCAUUCGCCUCGCGCCGUACAUGUACUGUCACCGUGACAUGUCCAAGCCCAGUCUCGGUUUUAAGCUUGUUAAGUUUAUUAUCUUGUACAUUCAGGACAGCUUUGGCCGCGGCUUUGGCUCGCUCAAGAUCAUCUGGACGGACAUCUGUCAGCUCCUCGACCCUCUCCACUCGUUUGGACAGGUGAUCUUGUCCAAAGAGGAGAAAGAGACGCUGGAAAGGAUGACCUCCACGCACGUAGACCCCAUCACCGCCGACGAGCUCCUCCCUUGUGUUCCAAUGUCCACCAUCCUCAACUACUCCGAGGUGCACAAGAAGAAGCGCAGUGCAAAGGACACUCCCAAGGGCAAGAACCGCUCCAAGGGCAAGAAGAAUGUCGCCUCCGAUGACUCUGAUGAGGUCGACUCCGACGAAUCCGACGACUCUGGGGGUAACUACUCUGACAACGACGACGACGUCGCCGAGGGUAUCGACGACAAAGAGGAGACCGGUGUGCUGCCUGACCAUGAUGAUUGGAGCUGGCUCUAG